GCUCUGAUUUGGGGCUGGUUCUGGUUCUGGGAGCAGCUCUGAUUUGGGGCUGGUUCUGAUGCUGGUGCUGGUCGGAGGUUGCUGGCUGUUCUGGUUAAGGUGCUGGUUCUGGUGCUGGGCCAUUCACCAGCUCCACUACAGCUCUGCACCCGGGGUGGGCGUUGCGCGGGGGCUGGUUUGGGUUGGAUGGUGCUGGCGGCCUUGCUCCCGGUGUCCCCUUGGGAAGGCUCUGGGGCUGGUUCUGGCAGUGGUACCAGUCGUGCUGUGAUAGAGGUGCUGGCUCAGUGCCAGGGGGCGCCUGGUUCUGGCUUGAGUCCCAGGUUCCAAGGCAGGAGGGACUAUUGUGCGCAUCUCGUGGGACUCCCAAGUCGGAGAAGGGCCCAAGUCAUCCCUAGAGCAGAGCUGUUCGACAAUGUCCAACCAUGGCUUAAACAUUGCCAGUGAGGGAGCAUCCCCAACCCUUGGCUAAUUGCUCCCAUGGUUAAUGCUCUCGCCAGUAACAAUUUACAUCUUGUUUCUAGUCUGAAAUUGUCUAAUUUUGACUCCCAGCCUUUGGAUCAUGUUAGACUUUCCUCUGCUGGACUAACGCUCUGUUCUAGCCAGGAUCACGUCACCCCUGGACCUGCGCUGUGCUCAGCUACAGCGAUGGAGCUCCUGGACUUUUCUGGUCUUAUAAUCCUCCUCCUGGUUCUUCUCUGGCUCCUCUGCAAUUUAUCCGCCUCCUUCCUGAACUGGACACAGGAGUCCAGCUGUAUACACACCAGGGCCGAGGAACCUCUCUGCCCCUACUCGAGACUCCUCUGUUUAUGUGUCCCAGGAGCCCCUUGGGCCACGGAGAAAGAUAAAUUAUGCUCUUCCACAUUAUCACCAACAAUGUGGAGGGAAACAUAAACCCACCCCCCACUGAUACUCACCACUCCCCUUCCUCCCAUCCAGGCGCUGUAUAGGUUGUAGAACCGCCCUCACGGCCCCUCUAAAGCGGGUUGGUUUUGGAACCAGCACGGCCUUCCUCCACCCAGUGACUGCCAGCGCUUCGGGGUCUCUCCGGGGCUCUGAAAUGAGUCCAAUUAUCAGCCUCCUUUUCCUGAUUAACAUCGUCCUCCCAGCUGGUUUUAGCUCGGGCCUCCAGGCUGCCUCUCUCAAUGGUGCUGUUGAACCUGGGUCUUGGCAGGAGGCUGGUGCUGGUUCUGGUUUAUGGUCCCUGGUGCGAUCCGGAUUCACUGAGCUCCAAGAGGGAAGUUUCCUGCAGACGCCAUCCCUGCAGCUGCUCCUGUUCACAUCCAGCACCCUGGGGCUGAUCAGGGACGAUGCCUUCGUGGGACUCCUGCACCUGGAGUAUCUGUUCAUCGAGAACAACAAAGUCGGCUCCAUUUCCAAGAACGCACUGCGGGGCCUCAAGGGGCUUGUGCAUCUGAGCCUGGCACACAACCAGCUGCAGACGCUGCCACGCCACCUGUUCCGGGGCCUGGAUGCCCUCACCCACGUGGACCUGCGGGGGAACCCCUUCCACUGCGACUGCCGGAUCAAGUGGCUGGUGGAGUGGCUGAGCAGCACCAAUGCCAGCGCUGAGCUGGGCGAGUGCCAGGGCCCGGCCGAGCUCAACGGCACCCGGCUGAGCCAGCUGCACCUUCAGGACUUUGACUGCAUUACCACCGCGCUGGUACUGUUCCAGUCGCUGCCCUUCCAGGCACUGGCGGUGGAGCCGUUCUGGUACCGGGGGGAGCAGCACGUGGCCAUCACCCAGCCCUUCGCAGGGCGCUGCAGCCUGCUUGAGUGGGACCACCUGGACGGGGCCUUCCGGGCCUACGCCUCCAUCAACGGCUCGUCGCCCGUGGCCUGCAAGCCGCUGGUGGUGGAGGGGCGGCUGCUGGUGGUGCUGGCACAGCUGGCCGGGGGUUCCCAUGUGUGGCGCCAGGAGGGGGCCUCGGGGCGCUUCGUGCGGCUGCAGGAGCUGGGCCCGCAGCGCAUCCGCAAGCCCAACGCCCUGGCCAGUUUCCGGGUGGACGGCGACUGGUUCCUGGCCGUGGCCGACAGCUCCAAGGCGGGGGCCACCACGCUCUUCCGCUGGGGUGGGCGCGGCUUCUACGCCCACCAGGCCCUGCAUGCCUGGCACCGCGACACCCACGUGGAGUUCCUGGAGCUCGCCGGCCGGCCCAGCCUCAUCCUGGCCAGCAGCUCCCAGCGCCCCGUGGUCUACCAGUGGAGCCGGCCCGGCCGUGCCUUCCUGCGCCACACGGAUAUCCCCGACAUGGACGACGUCUACGCCGUUAAGCACUUCCGCCUGCGCGGGGACGUCUACGUAUGCCUGACCCGCUUCAUUGGUGACUCCAAGGUGAUGCGCUGGGAGGGCUCCAUGUUCCGGGACGUCCAGCACAUGCCAUCGCGCGGCUCCAUGGUCUUCCAGCCGCUGGGCAUUGGGAACCACCGCUAUGCCGUGCUGGGCAACGACUACUCCUUCAGCCAGGUUUACCGCUACGAUGCCCGCUCGGGCCUCUUUGUCCGCUUCCAGGAGCUGAACACCCAGGCGCCCCGCUCUUUUGCCCACCUGGCCGUCCACCAGCGGGACUUCGUCUUCGCCGCCAGCUUCAAGGGAGACACGCAGAUCUACCGGCACAUCACCAUCGACCUGAGUGCCUGAGCCCCGCGCCGGGGCAGAGGGGGGCAGAACGGGCUUCAGACAAUGUGAGGGAGCAGCACCAGCCUUAGUCACCGGGUGGCACAGAAUGGGAUGCAGACAAUGGGGGUGCAGCACCGGCCACGGCCACCGAGGGCACAGAACAGGCUUCAGACAAUGUGGGGGAGCAGCACCAGCCUUGGUCACUGGGGACGCAGACAAUGGGGGGGUACAGCACCAGCCGUGGCCACCGGGGCUCAGAAAGAGACACAGACAAUGGGGGUGCAGCACCGGCCAUGGCCACUGGGGGUGCAGAACAGACCCCAGACAAGGGGGAACGGAGCAGGAGGAGGCUGUGCCAGUGAUGCCCACUAGGUGGGGACAGCAGCAGGGACCGACUUUUCAAACCUAUUUCGAUGCCAACCCCCCGCCCCGCCCGCCCACCUGCCUUUUAAAAUCGGUUCUGGAGUUGGUUAAGAACCAUUUCCCCGUUACAUUUUUAAAAAUGGAUUUCAGAGACUUGUUUUUUCCCCACCUCUUUACAAAGGUUUCUGGUUAAGAGCCAGUGUCCUGUGGCUUUUUCAUCGUUAGCAUUUCCCUUUCAGGUGUGUCUUUUUCAAAUUUUUAUUCAUUUACAAUUUUCCUUAACUAAAAAAAUUCAAUUUUCAGUCAGGUUCUGCUUUUAAACCGCUGAGUCAUUUCACAGAGUCAUUAAAGAAAACCGUUUGCCACCUUUUUCAUUCAUUUCAUGUUUCUUACUUUGAUGGCAUUUCCUUUUUAGCCUUUAAAUCUUUUUCCAUCUCCCCUACAUUAAAUGUUCGGGUUCA
Caretta caretta (loggerhead turtle) is the source of this 3441-nucleotide messenger RNA. Its product is annotated as leucine-rich glioma-inactivated protein 1. Gene Ontology annotation, molecular function: protein binding. NCBI's taxonomy places the organism in Eukaryota, Metazoa, Chordata, Testudines, Cheloniidae. Gene Ontology annotation, biological process: neuron maturation; myelination in peripheral nervous system. The record is from RefSeq and is a predicted model, not a curated record.